Messenger RNA from Gossypium arboreum, 519 nucleotides. RefSeq lists its product as uncharacterized. The transcript has 7 exons. Lineage: Eukaryota; Viridiplantae; Streptophyta; Magnoliopsida; Malvales; Malvaceae. Bases 62 to 358 code for a protein of 98 amino acids. The record is from RefSeq and is a predicted model, not a curated record.
UCAUACUAAAUUUUACUUAAGAAAAUUUGAAAAAGGAGAGAAUUUCUGGAGAAACUUAACAAUGGCAGACUGCAAACAUGGUGAUGAAGAGUUCGACACCCAAGCCAAUGAGGAAACAGUAAAGGCCAAAAAAUAUGGAGGACUGGCGCCAAAGAAGAAACCCUUAAUCUCAAAGGACCAUGAACGUGCUUUCUUUGAUUCAGCAGAUUGGGCAUUAUGCAAGCAAGGUGCAGGAGUUAAUCAAAAAUCAACUGUGGCAAUCGAGACUCUCAGACCAAAGCUUCAGAGAACACCGCAUCAACAAUUACCACCCAGGAGACCUACAUGUACAUCUGGUCGAGAUAACAUGGGGCAGUAGAUUUGAUGAAUUGGUGUGAGAAUUUGAUGAAGGUGAUGAAAAUGGGACGCGUUAUAUAUAUAUAUAUAUAUGUUAAUUACUUAUCAUUUAGUGUGUGUUUGUUGAGUAGAUAAUCUGCACACUUACCUAUUAUCAUUUAUCAAUCAUUGCUGGCCUUGGAA